UCUGAUUAGAUUUGUAGUUUAGAAAGAUCAGACUGUCACCGUCACCUGAUGGAAUUAUUACACGAAGAAGACUAUGCAUGUGCUGGUACCAAGGGCCUGGUACAGACAGCAGAGCUCUGUCUGGGUCGAUAAACAGGCAGUUCAAGAAAAGGCUUCAUUAACCUUAUUUUUCUCGUGUGGCUGAAACAUCUCAACCACAAUGUCCUGCUGGAGGUGGCGCACGGGAGCUCUUUAACAACUUCACGCAUCUGCCAUCUUUUUAUCUUGUGUCUGCCGAUUCCAAGAGCACGGGCCCACUUCUAGAACUGUAUUCAUUUGAUCCAGUGAGAAAUGCAAUGAUCAGAACGUCAGUAUAUUUAGCUUCCUCGGUAGCUGAGAAAUAACCUAUACCAGUGGCUCCCCUCCCCACCCCGCCCCGCACCCCCAGAUAGUUUCCUGUUAUUCGCAUUUUUCCAUGUACCUCGUUUUUCCUGGAAGUACCUCUAGAUCAGGAGUAUUGGGUUAGAAGAAAUGUUGUCCAUGGUGACAAUAGCCCUUUGAGCAACUUGUAGCAUUCGCAGCCCCGAAUAUUGAAACUUGAAUUUUUUCAAAGGUGGGCGUGGCCUCGGCAAGGCGGGGGUGGCACGUGCGCUUCUCCGCUGAAAUCCACGCUCUGAGAUCCAUAGGGAUGUAGUCUCCUUACUGUGCUUCGUUCCUCGUACCCUUCAAGUCUUUCUGGGAAACAAUUUCCCAUCAUCUCUUGGGGCAUGUUUAAUGAAAGUGGUCAGACCUUCAGGCAGUCGAGAGGAAAAUAUAAUAACGUCUUUGGUUUCUGUGCCGUCAAGGAGCUCAACACGUUCUGAAGAGAUUAUAUACAUUGGAUGCUUGGAUUCAAAACCCUUUGAAAUUCACUGACAGACUCAGUCUUGCUGUGCUGUUAAGUGGAUGUUUAGGACAGACAGAUACAUAGACACACACACACAGACACACACACACAAACACACACUCAACACACACCAGGCUGACAGGGAGGAAAUGAAAGAGGGGUGUCCACGCCGGGAUGCCUCUCACGGGAGGGCCACCCAUCACCUGUGUUUUGAAUGUGGCAGGUUUUGGCUUGUGGUCAACGAGAAGGGGCACAUGGUUACUGCUCGGCAGGAACCCCGUCUGGUCCUGAUCUCCCUGACCUGUGAGGGCGAGGCCCUGACCCUCAGCGCAGCCUACACCAAGGACCUGCUGCUGCCCAUCAAGGCACCCGCCACAAACGCCGUGUACAAGUGCAGAGUGCACGGCCUGGAGAUCGAGGGCCGGGACUGUGGGGAGGCUGCUGCCCAGUGGAUUACGAGCUUCCUGAAGACACAGCCCUACCUCCUGGUGCACUAUGAGCCUCACAUGCGACUGAGAAAUUCUCACCAAAUCAAGGACGUGUUCCAGCCCACAGACCAGAUUGUGUACUCAGAUGCCAGCCCAUUCUUGAUCCUCUCUGAGGCAUCUUUGGCAGAUCUCAACUCCAGGCUGGAAAAGAAAGUUAAAGUGGCUAACUUCAGGCCCAAUAUCGUCAUUUCAGGGUGUGGUGUCUAUGCAGAGGAUUCUUGGGAUGAGCUUCUUAUUGGUGACGUCAUACUGAAAAGAGUAAUGGCUUGUUCCAGGUGCGUUUUGACCACGGUGGACCCAGACACUGGCGUCAUGAGCAGGAAGGAGCCGCUGGAGACUCUGAAGAGCUAUCGCCUGUGUGACCCGUCCGAACAAAAGCUAUACGGAAAAUCACCUCUCUUUGGGCAGUAUUUUGUUCUGGAAAACCCAGGGACAAUCAACGUGGGAGAUCCUGUGUACUUGCUGGGCCAGGAAAGAGAAGAGAAAGAGGAAGAGUGGGCCAGUGUGAAGAAUGUUCUGGAAGAGUGCAAUGGAAAUGACACCGCUCUCCAGAUAAGGCUGGAAUGUCACAUCCCUUUUCGCCUCAAGUCCUGGACUACCUUUUCAGAAGACAUGGAGACCCUGAUCUUCAGGACACACUUAAGACAUGAAGUGAUGAUCCCAUGGAUCAUCUUGGAUCUGGCGCUGUUGCUUCUCAGACAGCAUCCACAGGAUUUGAUGGAUCCUUCAGGAGCACACAGUGCCUCUGGGCGACAGAACAGCAGACAUGUCGUGGUGGAAAGUCAACUCAUGAGAACAGCCAUUGCUGUCGGACUCUGACACGCAACACGUGGAAAGCAAGACAAACAAAAACUUCCUUGUCUUGAAACGAAUAUCAAAUAUAUCUCAUUAGUGAUCCAAACGUUUUCCCAGCAUAGAGGGUGGGCAGUAGCACUAGAGAGGGGAAGACCGCUAGUUUUAUGUCUGAGAUGCUGUUAUAAUGUUGCCCAGUGAAAUAGUGGCGCCCCUCUGCGCAGAAGAGCGAAAAGUGGAAAGGAGAGGACGCCACCUAGUGGUGGUGAAUGAGAGUUCAGCCCAUGCUGUCGAAAAGAUUGAAAAAAAAAAUACCAUGAAUGGGUUUUCAUUUUCUAUCCCUGAAUUUUUUUUUAAUAAAGGAAGCGGGAGCACCUUCAGGUACUCUCUACUUCUCAGCUGUAGGCAUUUGAUUUCCGAAGAGCUCUCAAGAGGGUGGCGCUGCUGCUCCAAAGUCCCCCGGGAUCCUUGCUGGUAUCAACUCAUGGCUGGGUGCUCCUUCUCAAAUCCAGGGAGAGAAAGUUCUGGAAUCCAUGGAUAAGAAGAAAUGUGAUUUUAUGAUUGGAAAUAGGCCGCUGAAAACCUUUAGAAGGAAAAGAAAUCAUGCCAGUUCAUUAAAAACCAAUACCUAAUAUUUCUACUUUCUAAUGAUUUAACUCUAACAUGUGAUGAACCAUAUCUUUCACUGCUAUUUUGUCCUUAGGAAGCUGACUAAAUCCUGAAAAAAAUGUUCCCAAACUGUAAAUAAAUGGAAGCUACUUUGACUCGUUUCA
Messenger RNA from Hyaena hyaena (striped hyena), 2918 nucleotides. It is a transcript of the gene MTARC1, whose product is annotated as mitochondrial amidoxime reducing component 1. Gene Ontology annotation, cellular component: mitochondrial inner membrane. Lineage: Eukaryota; Metazoa; Chordata; Mammalia; Carnivora; Hyaenidae. Gene Ontology annotation, molecular function: nitrate reductase activity; pyridoxal phosphate binding; molybdopterin cofactor binding. Bases 925 to 2172 code for a protein of 415 amino acids. Gene Ontology annotation, biological process: nitrate metabolic process. The record is from RefSeq and is a predicted model, not a curated record. The transcript has 7 exons.